Molecule: messenger RNA, 2050 nt
Organism: Panicum virgatum (switchgrass)
Lineage: Eukaryota; Viridiplantae; Streptophyta; Magnoliopsida; Poales; Poaceae
Exons: 2
Coding region: 1110-1997 (295 amino acids)
Molecular function (GO): RNA-DNA hybrid ribonuclease activity; nucleic acid binding
Source: RefSeq, a predicted model, not a curated record
GCUUUGGAUUUCUUUGCCAAGUAGUGAUACUAAGAAUUUCAAACUGACCAUGGACUCUGUGAUAGCCUUGGGUUUUAUUAUUAUGCCCAGUUACAAGGCCAUAUGAAAAUGCUGAAAUUCAGUUUGAAAAGCCGUGAAAAUGUCAAGCUGUAUUUGUUUUUUUUUCUAGACUAAAACCUCUAGCCAUGAACUUGGUUAGAUGGGGCUCAACACAAAUGAAGUGUGACCUUUGGUGCCAUGUGGUGAGGGAAGGAUCCAACAUCCAAUGCCGUCAUUUAACUUUUCUCUCUUCUAACAUGCUUCUUCCUUGGGUUUCACUGAAUAAUCACCUACACCUGGAUCUGUUGUCUGGAGAACUAUGCCUGGAUCACUCACAUGAUCAACAACAUACUACAUGUACAAUCUUCAAUUACCCUUUCUUAUGGACAUUCAGCUACAUAGGGCCAUUCUAAUAAAUAACAAUUUGUGUUCUUUGCUCAGAUACACAAGUAUCGUGUUGUAUGAUGAUGAUGUUGCUCCUCCAUGUCUUCAACCCAUGAUGUUGUUACAACCUUUAAAAAUGAUUGUGCAGAUAUGAAACUAUGUAAAUGCAUGAUUAGUGCAACAAAAUCCAUACUGGCAUGCACGACUGCUCUACGGGCGCGGCGUUAGCGCGCCGCCUUCCUAGUAUCAUAUAUUCAUCCCUGUGGGUGCUGAGGAUUCAGCCCAAGUCCAGAAGCCAGUGACUGGCGGCCUACCUAGCAACGAUGAUGCGCCGGGUCUCUGAACUAAUUGACCCAGAGAGUGGUGAUUGGGAUCGGCAGUUAAUUAAGUCGAUUUUCUGGGAGGAUGACGUGAUUCGCAUCUUGCGUAUCCCAGUUAAGCAAGAUAUGGAGGAUUAGCUAGCCUGGCAUUAUGACAAGAAGGGGAUAUUUUCAGUGAAAUCAGCCUAUCAUGUGUUGGAUGAUGGCAGGACACGAGAUAGAUGUCGCCAGCGUGGGGAAGGCAGUGGAAGCACAACAUCACCAAAGGCACCUGAGUUUAGUUGGAAAAGAAUAUGGCAGCUAAGAUGUCCACCAAAAAUUCGUCACUUUUUAUGGAGAUUUACCCACAACAGUUUGCCGUUGAGAAUGAACAUUGCUAGAAGAGGGAUGGAAAUUGACACUAGAUGCCCUGUCUGUUGGAGGUUGGAUGAGGAUGGUGGCCAUUGUUUUCUACGCUGCAAAUAUGUCAAGGAGUGCUGGAAAGCAAUGAACUUGGAAGGAAUCAGGAUCAGGCUGAGCACUUUGUCGGGUGCAGAACAGGUCUCAGAUUGCAUCCUGUCUCUAAAAGAGGAAGAGAAGAUGGCAACGAUUGGCCUGCUCUGGUCAUGGUGGAAUGCUCGGAACAAAGCUAAUGCUGGAGAGCAGAGAAGAUCCACUGAUGAGGUGACUUUUAGUGCACGUAUGGCUAUGAUAUCCACUGCAAAUGUCAAGGGACCUAGGCCAGUAUCUGGGGGCCGAGCUUGCAGUUGGGAUGCACCACCAGAAGGUAUUUGGAAAAUAAACAUAGAUGGUGGCUUUUGUGAGGAAAACAAAAGGGGUGCCUGGCGCUUUGUGGUGCGGGACUCUGAAGGAAAGGCGGCUAUGGCAGGUGCUGGAUGUAUGGAAGUUGUUGCAGAUGCACUAUGUGCUGAAGCACAUGCAUGCGUCGAAGCUCUGAAAGCGGUUGCUGAAGUGGGAAUGCAGAGCAUUUUGUUGGAGACAGACUCGCAAUUAUUGGUGAAAGCUCUGAAGUCGAAGGAGCAUGAUCAAGCACUCGGUGGAGUACUCUUCAGAGAGGCAAAGUUUCUUAUUGCAACCUUGUUUAAUUCAGUUAGUGUAAAAUUCGCCACUCGUUGUAACUAUGCUGCUCAUGAGAUAGCUAAGUUUGGUCGUUACCGGGACCCGGAACAUCCAGCUGUUUGGAUGGAUCCCCUCCCUGACUUUGUAAACUUGGCUUUGGCUUGCGAUCUGGCUGAGCCUGGGGUUAAUAUAUAAAGCAGUGAGUUGCAUGAUCAAAAAACAAUGAUGCAGCCCAUCAUCAGGUUGUA